Recurvomyces mirabilis is the source of this 2409-nucleotide messenger RNA. It is a transcript of the gene ELP2, whose product is annotated as Elongator subunit elp2. The record is from RefSeq and is a predicted model, not a curated record. The transcript has a single exon. The coding region runs from base 1 to 2409 and encodes 802 amino acids. Gene Ontology annotation, molecular function: protein binding. Gene Ontology annotation, biological process: tRNA wobble uridine modification. Gene Ontology annotation, cellular component: elongator holoenzyme complex. NCBI's taxonomy places the organism in Eukaryota, Fungi, Ascomycota, Dothideomycetes, Mycosphaerellales, Teratosphaeriaceae.
AUGACUAGCGACGAUCUGGCGGCAGAAGUGAGCCACACUGCCGCUGGUGGUAACAGACAUCCAUCAGCGGCCGACUGGGGGCCUGGAGUCCUCGCUUUUGGAGCUGGAGUCAACAUUGCCAUCUGGAAUCCAGCUGAUCCCCGAUGUCGCGGUGUAUCAGCACUGCUUCGUGGUCAUACAGAUACAGUAAAUGCUAUCAAGUUUAACAUCACUGAUUCUGGUUGCCAUCUCAUUAGUGGCGGUGCAGAUAAAACUGUUCGAGUAUGGAAACCUAGCCAUGACCCUUCGAGGCCGUCAUACGAGCAGGUGGCUGUCCUUACGGAGCACUCUGCCUCUAUCAAUACCAUAUCGGUCUUGCCAGAUUGCGACAUCUUCGUCACUGGUGCAGCAGACGGCACAAUGAAGAUAUGGAGACUGACUGGAGCAGGGGCGGAUCUGAUCCAGAGUAUCUCGCUCAAACCACGAAUGUUACCGCUAACUACUGCACUUGUUCAUCUUAGGGGUGGAUCAGUCACUAUAGCAGUCGCUGGCACAUCCUCGACGAUACAAUUGUUCUCAAGGCCUAGUGAGGAUGCAGAAUUCGAGCUGCAAGCAUCUCUCGCAGGACACGAAGGAUGGAUACGAUCUCUUGACUUCGUCCACAGUGGGGAAGACAUUCUGCUGGCUUCUGCUAGCCAAGACAAAUACAUCAGACUUUGGCGUUUCCGCAGUGCUGGCGAUCACGCCGGAAUUAAAUUGAGUGAUGUGCCUGAUGCAGGAUUAGCGGCAACGAAAAAGUCACUCUCAAAUAAGGCGCACAGAGUUGGCCUUGAGACCGCGAAGUUCGCUGUGACAUUCGAAGCUCUUCUCAUCGGCCACGAAGACUGGAUAUACACGGCGAAAUGGGCACCUUCUUGGACCGAUCAGAGCGCACCAAGACUGCUUUCUGCCUCCGCAGAUAAUUCGCUAGCAAUAUGGCAAGCCGACGAGGCCUCAGGCUUUUGGGUGUGUAAUGCUAGACUGGGAGAAAUAAGUUCGCAGAAGGGCUCGACUACUGCCACAGGCAGUACUGGAGGCUUCUGGAUUGGCCUUUGGCAGCCAGAUGUCGAGUCUGUAGUGAGCCUUGGACGCACAGGUAGCUGGAGAAGAUGGUUAUAUGACCGUGCUGUUGACUCGUGGCGACAGCAGGUUGGCAUAAGUGGUCACACCCAAGAAGUGCAAGGUGUGGCUUGGAGCCGGGAUGGUUCGUAUUUACUCACGACCAGCUCUGAUCAGACUACGAGACUUCUGGCAGAGUGGAAGCGCGAUGGACACGUAUCCUGGCAUGAGUUUGCACGACCACAAAUCCAUGGGUAUGAUCUCAACUGUAUCAGUUCCCUUGGAGUGAACCAAUUUAUCUCCGGAGCAGAUGAGAAGUUGCUACGAGUCUUCGAUAAGCCAAGGGCUAUCGAUCAUCUUUUAACAACGCUAUCGGGGACUCCAUCGACUGUGGACGGCACACUUGCAGAUGCUGCAAAUAUACCAGUGCUUGGCCUGUCCAACAAAGCCGUUGCUGCUGUAGCCGACGAUGAGCCUGCGGAUGGUCAGGUCAAUGGUCAUGCUGACGAGCACCAAGUAGUUGCUCCCGAUUCCGUCAUCCACAAGUCGACCCUUGACAUCGAUCAUCCCCCAUACGAGGAUCAGCUUGCACGCCAUACAUUGUGGCCUGAGCAUGAGAAGCUCUAUGGUCAUGGCUACGAGAUCAGCGCAGUAGCCGCGAGUCAUGACGGUAGACUUGUCGCCACGGCAUGCAAAGCCAGCUCGAUCGAUCAUGCUGUAAUUCGCUUGUACGAGACAAGCGAGUGGCGUGAAGUGAAGCCGGCACUGACCGCGCAUACUCUGACUGUCACGGCCUUGGCUUUCUCAGGGGACGAUCUAUAUCUGCUCAGUGUCGGAAGGGAUAGGCAGUGGGCUCUCUUUGAGAGGAACUCAAAAGAACCGACUCGGUAUGCGCCAUUGAUCGCCAAUCCUAAAGGUCACACGAGGAUGAUUCUGGACUGUGACUGGGCGCCGACAGCUGCAGGACACGUCUUUGCCACCGCUGGUAGGGACAAACAUGUAAGAGUAUGGAAGCUUGCAGAUGGUCAAGCUGAAUGUAUCGCGAAUAUUCCAGCGCAUGUCUCUAUCACAGCCGUUGCGAUUCACCACGAGACGAUUCUGGCGACACUGCUGCUGGCAUAUGGUACCGAUGAUGGCUGUGUCGGUAUUGUCAAUCUCAGCACAAAUGCACUAGAGGUCACGCAGCAGCGGAUGCUACCCGUGCAUCAUUGUUCUUCGGCGGCGAUCACAUGCCUCCGAUGGCGACCCAGCGUCGGUACAGGGAAGGAGGAGCAGAAUUUGGCUGUUGCAAGUGAAGAUGGAGCGGUCAGGUUGUUCAGGUUCCAGACAUGA